Lindgomyces ingoldianus is the source of this 1130-nucleotide messenger RNA. RefSeq lists its product as uncharacterized. Gene Ontology annotation, molecular function: voltage-gated monoatomic anion channel activity. Lineage: Eukaryota; Fungi; Ascomycota; Dothideomycetes; Pleosporales; Lindgomycetaceae. The coding region runs from base 92 to 979 and encodes 295 amino acids. Gene Ontology annotation, cellular component: mitochondrial outer membrane. Gene Ontology annotation, biological process: monoatomic anion transmembrane transport. The record is from RefSeq and is a predicted model, not a curated record. The transcript has 6 exons.
GUUUUUCUGAGACCCUCACCGAAACUUUUCUCUAUCAACACACAAACAGCCCUCUAAUUUUCCCACCUUCCUUCUCUCACAUCCCGCAGCCAUGGCCGCUAUCGCAGAAAAAGUCCCUGUCAAGGUUCCCCCACCAGCUUUCUCCGACAUUGCGAAAGCUUCCAACGACCUCAUCAACAAGGACUUCUACCACACUGCUGCAGCUGCCCUCGAGGUCAAGCUGAAGGCCCCCAAUGGUGUUAGCUUCACGGCGAAGGGAACUUCAGCGCAUGAUGGUCCUGUCUCGUCAUCUCUUGAGGGAAAGAAGGGCCUCAGCAAUGGUAUCAGCAUCACCCAGUCGUGGAAUACCGCCAACAUGUUGGCCACCAAGGUCGAGCUCAACGACACCUUCGCUACUGGAUUGAAGGCCGAAGUCCUCUCCAACUUCAACCCCGCGGCUGGAAACAAGGGACAAAAACUCAACCUGCACUUCAAGCAGAGCCUCUUCCAUGGUCGUGUCUUCGGAGAUCUUCAGCCCAGCGGCAAGGUAAGCGCAAUCGCUGAUCUUGUUAUGAGCCACGAAGGCUUCAUGGUCGGUGGCGAGGUGGGAUACGACGUUCAGAAGGCCUCCAUCACCAAGUACUCUGGCGCUCUUGGCUACACCACCGGCACUUACAACGCGGCCAUCACCGCUACCAAUUCGAUGCAACUCUUCACCGCUUCGUACUACCAGAAGGUCAACUCGGCUGUUGAGGCCGGCGCGAAGGCUUCUUGGGAUGCGAAGAGCGGGAACACGGUCGGCCUUGAGCUUGCUGGCAAGUACAAGAUCGACACCUCUUCCUUUGCCAAGGCCAAGAUCAACAACCUCGGUAUUGCGUCUCUCGCCUACAACACCAAGGUUAACAGCGGCCUCACCUUCGGCAUUGGUGGAUCCUUUGAUACCCAGAAGUUGAACGAGUCUGGCCACAAGCUCGGCACCAGCUUCACCUUUGAGGGUUAGGUAUAAAUCCUCAUUCCAGGCAAGGUUGGCGGGAAAUUGGGGCAAUAUAGAGGUGGACAGGGGUAGUGAGCGAGCAGUUUCUUAGAUGCUCUGCGCAUUCUUGCAUUCCGGCAUGUACAACAGUCCGUCUCAAUGCAUCCAUUCAGUUCAU